AUGAAAUACUACAAUUUGUUAGCGUUAGGUGCUUUACCAAGCCUAAUAACAGCUGCUGCUUUACCAGAUCCUCAAAUAACGAAGGCUCCGUUAGCUAAAAGAGCACAGCUAGUUUUAACAGAUUCAAUAUGGACAUCUACUUCUUCAGGUAUAAUAAUGGCUAUCACACCAACUGUCAUUGAUGCUGUCACUAUUUCAGCUUCACCAGUCACUGAUAAACCAACUCCAUGGGCUUCUUUAGAUGGAAGUGGUAUACCUUCAUUGGUCACUCCAACAGUUUCAGAUGGUAAAACUAUCUCUGCAUCACCUACUCCAAGUAAUACAGACUAUCCAAGUCCAGCUGCUGUUCCUCCAGUAUUGAGAUGUUUUGGUGAUAGAGUUCCAGAAGAUGGUAAUGAUAAAUAUGGUUAUCCAUUUUGUACUGCUUUAAACGGGACAGAAAUGAUUGUUGGUGAAACAUAUUGGAUUACAUGGGAUCCAACUUAUUGGGGAGGUGAUGAUAUCACAAGAGUUAAAUUAGAAUUAAAAGCAUAUCCUCAAACAGGUGCUGGUGAUACUUUAUUUGAAACUCCAUAUUUAUCAAACUCUGAUGCUUAUUAUCCAUUAACAAUCACAUCUUCAAUGAUCAAGAAUGAAGGAUAUUUCUGGCUAAUCAUUUCACCUUUAACUACUUCAACUACAAAAGCUACAAAUGUUGGUGAAAAAUCUGGUCCAUUAUUAAGAGCUAUCAAUUCAAAAUCUGAUGCUAUCACUACAAUCAAUAGAGUUCCAUCAGAUAAUGGACAUACUUCAACAAAAUCUUCAGGGUCAGGCUCAAAUGCUAAAACUAUUGCUCCAGCAGUUGUUAUCCCAGUUAUUGCAGUCAUUGGUAUUGCAAUCUUUGUUGUUUGGUUCUUGAAUAAACAAAAGAAAUCAGUUUCUCAGGUUUUAGGUUUUUCAAAAGCUUCAAGAUCAAAUAAUAGCGCUACAGGUGAUAGAAGUGGUGACAUCCAAUUAUCACCAUCAACGACUAAUGGUGAUACACAUACCAUAGCUUCAGCGGCUACUGAUGAUACUUCAAAGAACCCAUUUGCUGAAAAUAGCAGAACUGUUUUAUGA
Hansenula ciferrii is the source of this 1098-nucleotide messenger RNA. RefSeq names its product DUF4448 domain-containing protein. The record is from RefSeq and is a predicted model, not a curated record. NCBI's taxonomy places the organism in Eukaryota, Fungi, Ascomycota, Saccharomycetes, Phaffomycetales, Wickerhamomycetaceae. The coding region runs from base 1 to 1098 and encodes 365 amino acids. The transcript has a single exon.